AUGGCGGCUGCGGCGGCGGCGGCGGCGGCUGCGGCUUCGGCGCCUCAACAGCUCUCGGAUGAGGAGCUUUUCUCCCAGCUCCGCCGUUACGGCUUGUCUCCGGGUCCGGUGACGGAGAGCACUCGGCCGGUGUACCUCAAGAAGCUGAAGAAGCUUCGCGAGGAAGAGCAGCAGCAGCAGCAGCACCGGGCGGGGGGCCGCGGCCACAAGACGCGGAACAGUAAUAACAAUAACACGGCAGCGGCCGCGGGACCGGCGGCGGCGGCGGCGGCGAUGGGGGUCCGGCCGGGCUCGGGGGACCUCCCGUAUUUACGGACCCCCGCGGGCCUCGGCCGGCUGUCGGCCCCGGUUCCCGACAGCCCCCUGGGAGGACCCGGGGGCGCGGCGGCCGUGCCCGCGGCGGGCAGCAAGGUCCUGCUGGGCUUCAGCUCCGACGAGUCGGACGUGGAGGCCAGCCCCCGGGAGCAGGCCGGCGGCGGGGCGCGGAGGGACCGGGCUGCGCUCCCGGCCCGCGGGCUCAGAGCGCCGCCGGCUCCCCCGGCCGCCGGCGAGCUCGCCGCCGGCGGCACCCCGGGCGAGCGGAGGAAGCCCCACUCGUGGUGGGCGUCGCGGAGGGCGGCCGGCGGCCCCGAGCCGCAGCCCCCGUCGGGGAACGACGGGGCCGCGGAGGACGUGGACGACGAGGUGGCCGACGGCGACGACCGGGAUCCCGAGGCCGAGGAGCCUCUGUGGGCCAGCCGCGCCGUGAACGGCAGCCGCCUCCUGCCCUACAGCUGCCGGGAGCACUACUCGGACUCGGAGGAGGAGGAGGAGGACGACGACGACGACGACGACGUGGCCUCCACCAGACAGGUAUUAAAGGACGACUCCCUUUCCCGGCAUCGACCCAGACGGAGCCAUAGUAAACCCUUCUCCGCGCUGACUGCUAAAUGUGGCGGCAGCCGGCAGGAGACUUCGGUUCAGGGAGGGGGAGGACUCGCGAUGAAUGACAGGGCGGCGGCCGCCGGGAGUCUAGACAGGAGCCGAAACGUCGAGGAGGCGGCGGCCGAGCCGGGAGGAGGGUGCGAUCAAGCGGACUCCAGCCCCAUUCCUCGAUACCGGGCUGGCGGGAAGAAGCUGGCCCCGCUCCUGGCCCCGCCGCCGAUUCCCGACAUGGACCCAACCCUGGAGUCGCCCACGGCUUCCCUCCUCAAAACCAAUAAUCACACGGGCGGUGGGGCCUUCAGUGUGGAUUCCCCCAGCAUAUAUGCCAACAGCCUCCCUCCCAGCGCGGCCGCGGCCGCCCCUGGCUCACUCAGGAUCAACCACGCCAACCAUACAGGCUCCAAUCAUACCUACCUGAAAAACGCCUAUAGCAAGCCGAAGCUCUGCGAACCUGAGGAGGAACUUCUCCAGCAGUUUAAACGUGAGGAGGUGUCUCCGACCGGGAGUUUCAGUGCUCACUACUUGUCGAUGUUUCUCCUUACUGCUGCCUGCUUAUUUUUCCUAAUACUGGGACUGACUUACCUAGGAAUGAGAGGGACGGGAGUGCCCGAGGAUGGAGGACUCAUGUUAGCGGUCAUUGGUCAAAUAUGUCAGUUCUGUUCCCCUCCUGAUGUCAUUGUGAAAAAGAUGAAGAAAGUCUGGGAUAGAGCUGUUGACUUUCUUGCUGCGAAUGAAUCUCGAGUGCGCACAGAGACACGAAGAAUAGGUGGUGCUGAUUUUCUCGUCUGGCGGUGGAUCCAGCCUUCUGCACCCUGUGAUAAGACAUUAGUUAUACCUUCUAAAGUAUGGCAAGGUCAAGCAUUUCAUUUAGAUAGAAGAAAUUCACCACCCAAUAGUUUGACACCAUGUUUAAAGAUUCGAAAUAUGUUUGACCCAGUUAUGGAAAUAGGAGAUCAAUGGCAUUUGGCAAUUCAAGAAGCAAUUUUAGAAAAAUGCAGCGAUAAUGAUGGCAUUGUUCAUAUUGCAGUAGACAAAAAUUCACGUGAGGGCUGUGUAUAUGUUAAAUGUCUCUCUCCAGAAUAUGCUGGGAAGGCUUUUAAAGCAUUGCAUGGCUCUUGGUUUGAUGGGAAAUUGGUUACAGUCAAAUACUUACGACUAGAUAGGUACCACCACCGCUUUCCCCAGGCUCUCACGUGCAACACGCCCUUGAAGCCAUCAAAUAAGCAUAUGAACUCUAUGUCUCAUCUGCGCCUUCGGACGGGCCUAGCCAAUUCUCAAGGAAGUUCCUGAAAAGAUUUCUUCACUCCUAGGACUGUUAUUUAAAUAGGAAAAUUCCCGUUUGGCUUCCGUCUUCCUUUUAAAAUGCUUUUUGUAUGUAAUAUUUUUAUUGCUGAAGACAGCUGUUUGAAAGUUACAGAAAUCUUAAGGUUCCAAAGGGAUUUAGCGGUGAGGCAGCAAUGCUGAGUAGGUAGAAUAAUUGUUUUAUUCAGUUUUUGGAGCUCAGUUAAGCCAAUGCAUUACAGUUGUGCAUGAGGAACACUGGCUUUAUAUUAAGCGUUUCAGAGAUGGUGGUUAUAUUUUUGCACCAAGAAGUGUUUAGAUAACCACACAAGCAUGGCGAAGCAGCUUUUUGUAUUUCCAUAAUUUGUGAAUUAAUGUGAAUUUUUGUAUACAGUCAGCUGCAUAGUUGCUUACAGGCUACUGUGGUAAAACUGCUCCUUUCCCACUUUAACCUUAGGUCUCUUGCUUGUAAGAGAUUCAUUUGCUGCAGCUGGAAUAUGGGGAAAUUUAUUUGGUUUUAAUGGUUACAUACAUGUGUAAGUGGAUGUUCAUGUACUUAAACUGGCUUUUGUAUAUAUGUAUAAAUGCUGAUGGUAGUAAAAGUCUUGUUUUGUGAGAAUGUCUGCAUUAGCAGUAAAAUAAGCUUUCUAUUUUAUUCAUAAUCUAAUCUGUGUAUAUAUGUGCAUAGCUGUGUGUUUAUGUACAUAUGUACAUAGCCACACAGAUAUAUCCAUAAGGCUGUACUGUCAUAGAUGAUCAAACAGCCAAAUACCUGGAAGUAUUAGAUACAUGUUUAAAAUACCUUUUAUAGAUUUUAUAUAAAAGUACCUGAGUAUGAUUUUGUGUGAAAGUUCUGGCACCAGUUGUAAUGAGUUCAAAUUUAUGUGAGCAAUAAAGAAGCAAUUGGCAGAUACUGGAAAAAUAUUUUGUGAAAAGCUGUAUUUAUUAUAAAUCCUGGGGCUGUGACAGUACCAUUGGGAUUAUGUCAUAUGACAGUCUGUGUAUAGCUUAAAGAAGUGUUAGGCUCCUGUUCAUGUCCAGUGUAAAACAGGGUGCAUUGCUGCAGCAAAAUGUAUUAGAUAAAUUAUCCUUAGAAUGUUGGGCCAUGAAAGUCUGCAGUAUAGAAAAUGCACGAGUGACCAUUGGUUUGUGCCUCAGUGUUUGAUUCAGUAAAGCUACUUUAUUACUGUUUAUGAUUUCAGAUCAAAAUAAUUACUGAUCAAAGUUUAAAAUUGGCUUUUUGAAAAAUAACCUGCUGGAUAUAUCAUUGUCAGUCCAAAUGAAUAUAUGAAACAGCUGGAAUUACACAAAUCUUAAUUUUUGUUUUAGGUUUUUGUUCCAUUUUCUUUUUGUUGUAUAUGUGUUGGGUUUGCAGCAUGAACUUGCACAGAUAAUGCACGUUUUUCUGGCUAAGUAAACAUGAUGCACACUAUUCUGUAACAGAAAACCCUUUGUGCCUUACCUGUGUGCUUUUGUGGGCACCAUGUUUAUGAAGAAUAAAGGAUUUGUUAUCAGAAGAGAAUAAAUUUUAAAUUCUCAAUCUAUGUCUGAGAUGCUAACAUGUUAAAAUAUAAAUAUAUAAUAUAUAAAGUAACCAAUCUUUCUGUAUUUUAUGUGCAUCAUAGUGAUUUAUUUGAGCUUAGUGACCCCAUCUUGUAACCUGUUGCAAGAGUGAAUGUAAAAAAAAAUAGUUGUGGCAUUUAAACAGGUCACCUUUUGAUGCAGAUGCAUCUUUUUCUUGCUUCUCAGAUAUAUUUCAUGUAAACAUUGUACAUUUAUUAUUGUAAUAUAUACUAUUAUGCAGCCUAUUUUACCUGGAACUCUUUAAGCCGACCAAGAGUCCUCCCCGUAAGACAGAUGGGAAUGUGUAUAAUAAUUAGGUAUUCGAAAAGUUCUGGUUUGAUGUAUUCUGUUUAUUGUUCUGUUUAAAAACGAAGGAAAACAUUCUAAUUAAAAAUUUAUUAGGUUUUU
Psammomys obesus (fat sand rat) is the source of this 4176-nucleotide messenger RNA. It is a transcript of the gene Lemd3, whose product is annotated as LEM domain containing 3. The coding region runs from base 1 to 2214 and encodes 737 amino acids. Gene Ontology annotation, biological process: nuclear envelope organization; negative regulation of BMP signaling pathway. The transcript is spliced from 8 exons. Gene Ontology annotation, cellular component: nuclear inner membrane. Gene Ontology annotation, molecular function: chromatin DNA binding. The record is from RefSeq and is a predicted model, not a curated record. Lineage: Eukaryota; Metazoa; Chordata; Mammalia; Rodentia; Muridae.